AGCUUCACAGAAAGGAAACAAGGCGCAGCGCUGCGAUUGAACGUUUCCUUUGUGUUUCCUUUCUUUUUUUUCCCUUUCGCCCUGCAAACGUACGCGCAUUGAGCGUUCAAGAAAGCUCGAUUGCGCUGCUUUUGCGCGAAGAGAAGAGAGGCAAAGCCCAACACCGGCAGUAUCGCCGCGUUGAAUUAGAAUUUCGCGUGCAAGCACAAAGACGACGCAUUUCUGCUCGUACCGACUCUUCGAUACACACAAGCACACACACACGGCGUUUAAGGAAAAGGAGCCAAAGACCCCACGAAGAUGCUCCGCAGUUUGCCUUCACGUGCUGCGCGCGCGUACUGCACGCCGAAGGCCGUCGCGAUUACCGCGAACUUUGGUGCGCGUUUCUUGAGCACCACGACGGCUCCCACGACGGCUCCCACGACGGCAGCACCCAAAGAGACCACCUACGGUGUCGUGCCGGACAUUCCGAAUCUCAACUUUCUUUCCAGCCCCGACAACCUGCUCGGUACCGUCGAUGCCACGGUUGAUAUCUGCGAAAAGAUGCUGAAGGCGGUCCCGAAGGCGCCGACGCCGCAGGCGAAGCACGACCUCAUCGAUUCGACCAGCAAUGUCCUGUGCCUCCUGCUAGACCCCUGCGAGUUUGUGCGUCAGAUCCAUCCUGAUGAGAAGUACAAGCGGACGGCCUCCCUGGCCUUCCAGAAAGGGUACGAGUACAUGUGUGAGGUCAACUCACGGCGCGAGCUGUACGACGUGAUCAGGGAGCUGGAUAGCCCAGUAGGCCGGAAGGGACUGUCUCCCGAGUCGAUCCGCAACGUGAUACAACUGAAGCGUGACAUGGAGAACAACGGCAUCCACCUGCCCGACGUGCAGCGUGCCAAAGUGACGGAGAUGAACAUUGAGAAGGAGGAGCUGGCGAUGCGGUUCUUGACGGAGCAGGGCUCUGCGAACCCUUUUGGUACCCUGCGCUACCUGCUGCAGUGCCGCUACGAGCUUGCCCAGACCCUCGGGUUUGAGAGUUUUGCGGAGCAGCAGCUGCGCGGUACGAUGUUAGAGAACCAGGAGAACGUGUGGCACUUCUUGUGCAGCAUCGCCAGCAAGUAUCGCCCGCAGGCGGAGGCGGAGAUGGACCGCAUUCGAAAGAACGUCGGCGAGGUGCGCAACCGUGCUAACAUCACCGACGAGUUUCGCGCACGCGUUUCCGUAUCGAUGCGCCGCGACGCCGAGCCGGAGACGGCGACGGAGUACUUCUCGGUGGCGAACUGCAUUCGUGGGAUUCAGUGCCUCUGUUCUGAGGUGUUCGGUGUGAAGCUGGAGGAGGUGCCGUUUAACCCCGAGGAGAUAUUCAACACCAGCGCCAAGAAGUACCACGUGUUCGAUGAGGGGAAGCAGUUCCUCGGCGUCAUUGUGCUGGACAUGUACAUGAACGAGAUGAAGUACUGCCAGGCGGGCCACCUAACGCUGCAACUCGGCUGUGUGCCGCACGCCGACGCGCUCGCCACGGUCGGCCUCGUGCUGCCGAAGCGGCAGUACCCCGUCGUGGUGCUCACUGCCAACGUCGGCGCGCUGAAGCCGGUGCAGCGUCGCCCGGACGGCACCUACGACGACGAGGCCACGUUGAUGCAGCCGCACGAGGUGACCACCGUCUUCCACGAGUUUGGCCACGCGAUGCACACCAUCUUUGGCCAGACGCAGGUGCAGAACCUUGCCGGGACACGGUCCAGCAUCGACUACGUCGAGACCUUCUCGCAGCUUUUUGAGCAGUUCCUGACCUCCCACGAGUUCCUCAAGCUGUGGGCCCACCGCAUUAACACGCGCGAGCCGAUUUCCUUCGACAUUGUGCAGAAGCGCAACGACGCGGCGAACAUGUUCAAGCACCUGGACAUGCUGGACCAGGUGGUGCUCUCGGCGGUCGAUCAAGCCCUACACGGACCGCAGCCGCUGACGGUGUACUUCCCGCACGGCGAUCAGGGCCACGUCGGCAAGCGCACCUUAGGCGAUAUGGGUGACUUCGGCCGUGGUGCCUUUAACAUGGCGAAGGCUCUCAUCCAAGUCGCCAAGCCGCUUUCGGUGGCGGAGCCGACAGAGACGGGGGUGCUGACCACGCUCUCCUUUGAGCACCUCUCCGGCUACCCCGCCGGCUACUACGGCUACCUCUACAGCCUGAGCGUGGCGCGUCGCAUUUGGACGAGGAAGUUCGAGCGUGAUCCGCUGAACCGCGCCGCCGGGCGUGAGUUGGUGGAGAAGGUCAUGUCGCACGGCGCGGCCUGCGACCCGAAGGAGACGAUCGAGAAGUACCUCGGCGAUGAUCUGAUGGACAUUGACAUUUGGGCGUAA
This is a messenger RNA of Leptomonas pyrrhocoris, 2337 nucleotides long. Its product is annotated as putative mitochondrial putative metallo-peptidase, Clan MA(E), Family M3. The record is from RefSeq and is a predicted model, not a curated record. The transcript has a single exon. Gene Ontology annotation, biological process: proteolysis; peptide metabolic process. NCBI's taxonomy places the organism in Eukaryota, Euglenozoa, Kinetoplastea, Trypanosomatida, Trypanosomatidae. Gene Ontology annotation, molecular function: metalloendopeptidase activity. Gene Ontology annotation, cellular component: mitochondrion. The coding region runs from base 301 to 2337 and encodes 678 amino acids.